CAUUACCUGUCAAAAAACGUGCUUACGUUCCAGAAAUAAAAACUUUUUAUCUUCAUCUUUACAAAGCAAAACUUUCACCAGAUGGAUUUGAACGUGUUGUUUGGACUGUGAAUGGAACAUACCCUGGACCAACAUUUGUUGUAACAAAAGGCGAUAGACUUGUAAUCCAUUUUAUCAAUAAUUUAGGAGUACCAACAUCGGGAACUAAUUGGUAUGAUGGAGUUCCAGGACAAACGCAAUGUCCAAUACCCAAUAAUACAACAUUUAUCUACAAUUUUACUGUUCCAGAUCAAAGUGGCACUUUUUGGUAUCAACAUUUGGCACAGUACGUUGACGGUGUUCUAGGUGCCAUCAUCGUCAAAGAUCCUGAUGAUCCAUAUCAAAAUGACUAUGACGAAGAAAUAGUGAUUCUUCUGUCGGAUUGGUAUCAUAAUGAAACAUUCACUUUAUUAAGUUAUUAUUUGUCUCCAGCAAGUAAGGGAUUAGAACCUCGACCGGAUAAUGGAUUAAUUAACGGAAGGAAUAAUUAUAAUUGUAAAUGGGCACCUGUCUCUUAUAAAUGCAUUGAUAAUGCUGGUCUUUCAAAUUUUAAUUUCGUUCCUGGAAAGAGAUAUCGUUUGAGAAUCAUAAAUACUAG
Messenger RNA from Dentiscutata heterogama, 637 nucleotides. NCBI's taxonomy places the organism in Eukaryota, Fungi, Glomeromycota, Glomeromycetes, Diversisporales, Gigasporaceae. The record is from the annotation of a GenBank genome assembly.